AUGUCUAACAAUGGCACGUACGUCGCGCCGCAGGUGAAGACGCAGGUGAAGACGGGCACUUCAAAUUCUUCUAAAACGAUCUUCCACUUUUCAGCCGGUCUUUGCUCUGGCCUCACAUCCUCCAUUCUCCUCCAACCUGCCGAUCUUCUCAAAACCCGAGUACAACAAUCCCAACAAUCCCUCCUCCCAACCCUAAAGGGCAUUCUCUCCUCUCCAAAUCCAGUUCGGGGACUAUGGCGCGGUACACUCCCCUCAGCACUCCGCACCGGUGUCGGUUCAGCCCUCUACUUCACCAGCCUAAACUCCCUCCGUCAAGCCAUCGCCCAAGCCAACACUCCCCUUCUCGCAAGCAAAACCGUCACUCAAUCCUCAUCUGCCCUACCCAAACUCUCCAAUACCGCCAAUCUCGCCACAGGAGCCGUUGCCCGCGUCGCAGCAGGUUUCGUCAUGAUGCCCGUCACAGUCAUCAAAGUUCGCUACGAGUCCGACUUAUACGCCUACCGCAGCAUUCUAGGCGCUAGCCGUGAUAUUCUACGAACAGAAGGCUUCCGUGGUUUAUUCGCUGGCUUCGGUGCCACGGCAGCGCGGGACGCCCCGUACGCAGGUCUCUACGUGCUUAUAUAUGAGCAGCUGAAACGGCAGCUUGGCUCCAUGGCUGCCCGGGGGCCCAAUAACAACAGCGACGGUACACCGCAGGCUGCAUCGUCUUCGGGGAUUCAUUUCGCAUCUGGAGCAUUGGCUGCUGGUAUGGCCACCGCUAUUACCAACCCUUUUGAUGCUGUGAAAACCCGACUGCAGCUCAUGCCGGCCAAGUAUGGUAAUAUGCUGCGUGCUGUGCGACUUAUGGUGAAGGACGAAGGCAUGCGCAGUCUUUUUGGUGGGUUGGGUCUUCGUAUGACGCGGAAGGCGCUCAGCUCGGCGCUGGCGUGGACAGUGUACGAGGAGCUCAUUCUCCGUGCGGAGAAGCGAUGGGAAACAAAUCACCAGGUUGCCUUGAGCACCUGA
This is a messenger RNA of Penicillium odoratum, 1005 nucleotides long. RefSeq names its product putative mitochondrial carrier protein. Lineage: Eukaryota; Fungi; Ascomycota; Eurotiomycetes; Eurotiales; Aspergillaceae. Gene Ontology annotation, cellular component: mitochondrion; mitochondrial inner membrane. The transcript has 2 exons. Gene Ontology annotation, biological process: glycine import into mitochondrion. Bases 1 to 1005 code for a protein of 334 amino acids. The record is from RefSeq and is a predicted model, not a curated record. Gene Ontology annotation, molecular function: glycine transmembrane transporter activity.